Messenger RNA from Misgurnus anguillicaudatus (oriental weatherfish), 7576 nucleotides. Lineage: Eukaryota; Metazoa; Chordata; Actinopteri; Cypriniformes; Cobitidae. The record is from RefSeq and is a predicted model, not a curated record.
ACAUGAGCGAAGCGCCAUGCAGCCCCCGGACUGCUAGGAGGCGCAAUUUUACCCCAAAUCCCACACAAGGAAGCUUAGGACUCGACUCCAAAAUAAUCACCAAAGUACAGGGAAACUGUACGACGCUGUCCCUGUUCAGAUGGGAUGGCAACCCUAACGAACGAACGGAGGGCUUUUGCGCACAAGAUCAACAGGACAGUAGCGUCUGAGGUCAGAAAGCAGGUUUCCCGAGAAUAUGGCUCUCCGCAGAUGUCCAAAAAACGCGGUGGAAUUCAUCAGCCGGUGCCUCUGACGGAGGUGGUGGAGCCAAUAGACUUUGAAGAGUAUGUCAGCAGUCAUCCACCAGGAGCUGAGUCAGGGUGCUUGAGACAGCUGCUGGAGUUUCCCAGUGAUGAUCUGGAGCUGGUUCUUCAGGAGAGAGAGUGUGCUACCAUAGAGCCGCCUCUACCUGACGAGGACUGUCUGGAUGCCAGAGUGAGGGAUGCGUUGAGUGUCUACACUGACGACUGGCUCAUCAUUCAGAGAAAGUAUCAGAGAUACAGCACAACUCAGACACCUCACAACUCUGAGCGGCAGCGGGAGAAGCAAAAAGGCCUCGUGAAACAAACCUUUGAGCUGGAUGAAGCCUCUACUGACCGCCAGGAUGAGCAGGAUGACUCAAAGAGGCAGUCUGUGUCGCUGGAUGACACACCGCGGGGCAGCUGGGCCUCCAGUAUAUUUGACCUAAAAAACUCCACUCCAGACUCACUGCUGCCCUCUGUGCUGGAGCGCACGGCAGCCGAGGACAUGGACAGGCGCAACGCUGAGAACCGCCUGCAGGGGCGCCACGCUAAUCUGCUGGGGCUUUACCCCGCACCGGAUGAGGAUGAAGCCGUGGAGAGAUGUGUCAUCCCGGAGGUGCCCAAAGAGCACAGCGGCCAGAGGAUCAUGGUCAAGUGUUUGUCACUCAAAUUUGAGAUUGAAAUUGAGCCAAUCUUUGGAUCAGUGGCUCUGUAUGAUGUCAAGGAAAAGAAAAAGAUUUCAGAAGAUUUUCAUUUUGAUCUGAACUCGGAUCAGAUGAAAGGUUUGCUCCGCCCACAUAACCCCCAUGUAGCCAUCUCCACCCUUGCCCGAUCUGCUAUCUUCUCCAUCACGUACCCAUCCCCUGACAUCUUCCUUGUCAUUAAGUUGGAGAAAGUUCUUCAGCAGGGGGAUAUCGGCGAAUGUUGCGAGCCGUACAUGGUCAUGAAGGAGUCUGACUCCACUAAGCAUAAGGAGAAGCUGGAGAAGUUAAAGGGGCAGGCUGAGCAGAUGUGCACCAGGUUGGGUCGUUUCCGAAUGCCCUUCGCCUGGACAGCCAUUCAUCUGCUUAACAUCGUAAGCAGCGUUGGCGGGCUUGAGCGCUCAGAUUCAGACUCGGAUACAGAACGUAAAGGGACAUGGAACGAGAGGAAGAAAAAAGGCUUCGAAAGGAUGAGCGUUGGAGACGAUGUGUGCAACUUUACCAACUUCCGCCCAGCAACUCUCACCGUCACCAAUUUCUUUAAACAGGAGGGGGACAGGCUGAGCGAUGAGGACUUGUAUAAGUUCCUGGCAGACAUGAGGAGGCCGUCAUCCGUCCUCCGUCGACUCAGACCGGUGACAGCUCAGUUAAAGAUCGACAUCUCUCCGGCCCCUGAGGCUCCUCACUACUGUCUGUCUCCGGAGCUGCUCCACGUGAAGCCGUACCCUGACCCGCGCGUACGCCCCACUAAAGAAGUGCUGGAGUUUCCUGCUCGUUACGUCUACACACCUCACACCACCUACAGGAACCUGCUGUACGUUUAUCCCCAGUCUGUGAACUUCAACAGCCGGCAGGGUUCUGUGAGGAACAUCGCUGUGAAGGUCCAGUUCAUGGCAGGAGAAGACCCCAGUCAGGCCAUGCCUGUCAUCUUUGGAAAGUCAAGCUGUGCAGAGUUUUACAAAGAAGCAUACACACCAGUUAUCUACCAUAACAAGUCCCCAGAGUUCUACGAGGAGGUAAAAAUGAAGAUUCCUGCCAACCUCACGGAUAACCACCACCUGCUCUUCACCUUUUAUCACAUCAGCUGCCAGCCCAAGCAGAACACCCCAUUGGAGACCCCCGUGGGCUACACGUGGAUUCCUCUCAUGCAGCAUGGCCGUCUCCGCACCGGCACCUUCAGUCUGCCUGUGUCUGUGGAGAAACCUCCACCCAGCUACUCUGUUCUCACUCCUGAUGUUCAGCUACCAGGAAUGAAAUGGGUGGACAACCACAAAGGAGUUUUUAAUGUGGAGGUGUCCGCGGCAUCUUCAGUACACACACAGGACCCUCAUCUGGAUAAGUUCUUCACUCUUGUGUAUGUUCUGGAGGAGUACUCAUUCCCUUUUCGACUGAAAGACGUUAUAAUCACAGAGGCAAAUGUGGAGGCGGAGCUAAAGGCCAGUAUGGCUGCUCUGAAGGGGGCACUGCUGGACACAUGUGUGCGCUUUUUGCAUCAGCUGAUGAGCAAACUCAUACUGUUAAUCGUUCACCCACCUGUCAUAGCAGGACAAAUCGUAAAUCUUGGCCGAGCUGCUUUUGAAGCCAUGGCCCUGCUGGUGAACCAGAUCCAUAAGAACCUGGAGGGGAACCAGGACCACCAAGGCCAUAACAAUCUGCUGUCCUCCUACAUACACUACUGCUUCCACCUCCCCACAACCGAGCCUGUGGCGCCCCCUGCAGGAGCUGCACAAUACGAGCUCCCCAUCCAUUAUGCAACGCUCUCCAGGGCCACAGGAAGACCCAGCACCCUGCUCCUGUCCCGCUCCAAGAGCAUCAGUAACUCCAACCCUGAUCUGGCCUCCACCCCUGCCACCCCCGAUGAAGAGGUGCAGAGAAUUAUCGGCAGCAAGGGGAUAGACCGGUCACAUUCCUGGGUAAAUUCUGCUUAUGCUCCGGGGGGCUCCAGGUCCGUACUUCGUCGGAACCCAAACUCCAGCUGUGAGCUCAAGCAGGCCAGUGAGCGUGGCUGUAACCGCAUGUCUGCCUUCAUCGAGACCUCCUCCAUUAUCUGCCCACCCUCCAGGCAUAUAGCCAAGAAGUUGCUUCAUGAAGAACUGGCUCUUCAGUGGGUGGUGAGCACCAGCAGCGUCAGGGAAGCCUCUCUGCAGCAGGCCUGGUUCUUCUUUCAACUUAUGGUCAAGAGCAUGGCCCAUCAUCUCUUCCUGUCCUCACGUCUGGACUUGCCCCGACGACAGCGCUUUCCAGACCGCUUUGUGGAUGACAUCGCCGCCCUAGUGUGUGCCAUCAGCGCAGACAUAGCCAGCAGAUAUCACAAGGAUGUCGAGCUAGUGGAAAGGUUAAACAGCAGUCUGGCAUUUUUCCUCAAUGACCUGCUCUCCCUUGUAGACAGAGGCUUUGUUUUCAACCUCAUCCGCUCUUAUUAUAAACAGAUUAAUAACAAACUGCACACAGCUCAGAACCCAAGCUCUCUAACAGCACUGAGGAUGGACUUCAUACGUAUCGUCUGCAGUCAUGAGCACUACGUCACCCUCAAUCUGCCCUGUGCCACACUCAGUCCUCCCGCCUCCCCUUCACCCUCCACAUCCUCCACCACCUCUCAGAGUUCAGCUUUCUCCAGUCACGUUCAGGAUCAGGGAGUGGUCAGCAUGUUUGAACUGUCUGUACCCUUUCGCCAGCAGCACUUUCUUUCUGGUCUACUGCUCUCUGAACUGUCUCUCAUCCUCGAACCUGAUGGAGAGGGCUUGUUUUUCCUACACAAGAAAGCUAUCAGCGCGCUGCAUUCACUGCUGUGCAGUCACGACGCGGACCCCCGCUACACCGACCCCCAGGUCCGCUCGCACAUCGCCCAACUCUACCUGCCACUCCUUCCCAUCGUUAUGGAGACGCUGCCCCAGCUUUACGACUUCACCGACACAUCCGCUCAGCGUGCACGUCACGCCGCUGCGCUCGUCGACGAUAGUGACUCGGACAACGGCACCAUCAGCCAGUCUGUUGCUAUGGCGAUAGCCGGCUCCCCGCUCCCUCAUUCCAAAGCCAACCCAUUCACUUUACCUACAGUGACAGCGCGCCCAUGCAGCGCCCUCUCCGCUGAGUGCAGCCGGACUCUGUUGGUGUGUUUCUUGUGGGUGUGGAGGAACGCAGAUGCAGGUCUGCUGGAGCGCUGGGUGUCAGACCUCUCAGUCCCUCAGAUCAACCGUUUGCUUGAUCUUCUGCACCUGUGUCUGUCCUGUUUUGAAUACAAGGGAAAGAAAGCCCUGGAGCGGAUCAACAGCCUGACCUUUAAGAAAUCUCAAGACAUGAAGGCUCGUCUGGAGGAGGCCAUACUGGGCACCAUCGGAGCCAGACAGGAGAUGGUCCGCCGCUGCAGAGAGCGAAGUCCUUAUGGAGGUCAAGAAAACGUCCGGUGGAGAAAAAACGUCACCCACUGGAGACAGAACGCAGACAGAGUGGACAAAAGUAAAGCAGAGGUGGAGCAGGAGUCUGUAGUGGAUGGAAACUUGGCGACAGAAGCUGCUCUAAUAGUCUUGGACACGCUGGAGAUUAUAGUGAAAACCGUGGUGAUGUCAGAGCUGAAGGAAAGUGUUUUGGGUGGAGUAUUGAGAGCGCUGCUCCACAGUAUGGCAGGAAACCAGAGCGCCCUCUUCCUGCAGCACUGCUUCAGCACACAGAGAGCUUUGGUCUACAAGUUUCCAGAGAUGUUGUUUGAAGAGGACACAGAGCUGUGUGCAGACCUUUGUCUGCGGUUACUGCGUCACUGCAGCAGCAGCGUGAGCACCGUACGCAGCCACGCCAGCGCCUCCCUUUACCUGCUCAUGAGACAGAACUUUGAGAUCGGAAACAAUUUCGCCCGUGUGAAGAUGCAGGUGACCAUGUCUCUGUCUUCACUUGUGGGAACCUUUCAGACCUUCAACGAAGAGCAUCUGCGUCGCUCCUUAAAGACCAUUCUUACCUACGCUGAGGAUGACCUGGAGCUCAGAGAUUCGCCCUUUCCUGAGCAGGUGCAGGAUCUGGUCUUCAACCUCCACAUGAUUCUCACCGACACCGUGAAGAUGAAGGAACACCAGCAGGACCCAGAGAUGCUCAUAGACCUCAUGUACAGGAUCGCUAAGGGUUAUCAGAACUCUCCAGAUCUGAGACUUACCUGGCUGCAGAACAUGGCAGGGAAGCAUUCAGAAAGAGGGAACCACGCCGAGGCAGCACACUGCCUGGUUCAUAGCGCCGCCCUGGUGGCCGAGUACCUCAACAUGCUCGAAGAUUGCCGCUAUCUUCCCAUCGGCUGUGUGACCUUCCAGAGUAUCUCGUCAAAUGUGUUGGAAGAGUCAGCGGUGUCCGAUGAUAUCCUGUCUCCAGAGGAGGAGGGCAUCUGUUCUGGGAAGUACUUCAGUGAGUCGGGGCUCGUCGGGCUUUUGGAGCAAGCAGCUGCCUCUUUCAACAUGGCCGCCAUGUAUGAAGCCAUAAAUGAGGUUUAUAAGAUCCUCUGUCCUAUUCACGAGGCCAACCGAGAUUUUAAGAAGCUCGCCUCCGUCCACGGCAAACUGCAGGAUGCGUUUAACAAAGUAUACAAUCAGAGUUCAGGAUGGGAGAGGAUGUUUGGCACCUACUUUCGCGUGGGCUUCUACGGUUGCCGCUUUGGAGAUCUGGAUGAGCAGGAGUUUGUUUAUAAAGAGCCUUCGAUCACCAAACUGUCUGAGAUCUCGCACAGACUGGAGGAAUUUUACUCUGAGCGAUUCGGUGAUGAUGUGGUGGCGAUCAUUAAGGACUCCAACCCUGUUGACAAGAACAAGCUGGACCCCAAUAAGGCAUACCUUCAGAUCACAUACGUGGAGCCCUUCUUCGACACUUACGAGCUGAAGGAGCGCAUCACGUACUUCGACAAGAACUAUAACCUGCGCACGUUCAUGUAUUGCACGCCGUUCACACUGGACGGCCGGGCCCACGGCGACCUGCACGAGCAGUACAAACGCAAAACCAUCCUCACCACCUCUCACGCCUUCCCCUACAUCAAGACGCGCAUCAACGUCAUCCACAAAGAGGAGAUCAUUCUGAUGCCAAUGGAGGUGGCGAUUGAAGACAUGCAGAAGAAAACACAGGAGUUGGCCUUUGCCACCCAUCAGGAACCCUCUGAUCCAAAGAUGCUCCAGAUGGUCCUCCAGGGUUGUGUGGGCACCACUGUUAAUCAGGGUCCGCUGGAGGUGGCUCAGGUCUUCCUGUCUGAAAUUCCAGAAGAUCCCAAACUCUUCCGGCAUCACAAUAAAUUGCGUCUCUGCUUUAAAGACUUGACCAAAAGGUGUGAGGAUGCCCUCAGGAAGAACAAGUCUUUGAUCGGUCCAGAUCAGAAGGAAUACCAUCGAGAGCUGGAGCGCAACUAUACUAAACUGAAAGAAGCUCUGUUUCCUCUUAUCAACCGCAAGAUCCCUCAACUCUACAGACCACUUCCUCUACCAACCCCACCAACACAGAGGAAUUCUCUCAGCCGAUCCAGUUUUCGUCGGGUGGAGUGCUGAGGUGUGGCAGAUUGGAACGCGGGUGGAUGUGGAGCCAGACGUGAUCUCUCACUCCACCAUGUCACCCCUGCACCCACCACACACUAACAAACUGCACAUUCCUCUCAUGCUCUCUCUCUCUCUUCCUGGGCGAGUAAAGGAGCACGAGUGUGUUUAUUCUGAGGAGUCAUCUACUGUAAACAUAGUCAUUAUAAUCUUCAUGGGCAAAGCAGCUUAGCUGGUCAGAGUAGUCAUUAGUAGGGAAGUCAACUCUUACUCGACUUCUUCAGAGAUAAUUUUAGGCUCUGGCCAGCACACGGCAUACUCCUUUACACUUCCUCCUCUUGUUUGUUUGUUUGUGUUGUUGUUGUUGUUCUGUGCGAGUGCAAGAAGGGAAAGCCACAGUCCUUCCAGGAAUUGUUCUGUGAAUGUGUUGUUGUAGAAAUCCUCGUUAUGCUGUUUGAUUUAUUAAAUCAUUCAUGAUGUCUUUUUGAAGACUGACCACUGACAGACUCGCUUUGAGAUGAACUACCAAUUUAAUCUAGUUAGCAUCCUUUGUUAAAACUUGUUCUGCUAAAUUUAAUACUAAAUUUGUUUUCAAGACUAGACGUAGCAGAAGAAGAAAAGAAAAGCAUAUUUAGUCAUUAACUAUGGAAGUUUCCAAAGCGCACUAACUAGCAGAUGAGCACACUAACUUAGUUUCUGCACUGACUGCUAUGAAUAUUUACUUUAGCCAACGCUGCACAGAAUCACACAUUUAGACGAAUGUUUUAGUGUUAAUGUUAUGUUAUUAUUUACGUUAUGCACAAGUAUUGAAACUGGAAAAAGAUUAAUGAUUUACAUAAAAGCAUUUUGUAAAGAUAAAGGAUUUGGUUUUUGAAUGUAGCUACUGCCUUGAAUUAGCAAUACUACUUUAGUCUAAUAUACACUGCUGUGUUGAUCUGUCUUGCACUAUUUUAAUGUUUUUGUGACUUCUCCUGUUUGACUGUAUACUUUGCAAAUUGCUGGACGAAAUACUGUAUUUUUAAUAGCCAAAAUGUUUUUUAUUUAUUCUGAUAUGUUCGUCUCUUUUCUACAUUUACUUUUUGUAUUAAAAGAGAUUUCUUCUAAA